AGUUUUCAGAGCUCCAAAACGCAUCUUCUUUUGUAAUUAAACUAUUUUAUAAAUCAAACAUUUGUGAUAUAAAAUUACUAUGUUUCUGGAUUUUGCUAAUGUUUGUCUCCAAAUUAUCCGCUGCAAAGCGCGGGCAUCGUCUAGUCUUGAUGAAAAAAGACCUGUGGUUGAUGUGCACGGCAGGUAGCUUCAUGAAUUCACAAAUUUCACAUACAGUUUCUUUAGAUUUUUCUCUGGUCACUUUCACUUUUUGUUGUCAUCCCAAAACUCUUCUUUCCCCCUCUAUUUAUUUUAAUUGCCUUGAUUGUCAGUUACCAAGAUUGCAAGAUUGUGUUGAGCAAAGAGGCAACCUAACAAAACAAGAAAAGAAAAUGGUGGUAGCCAACACAGGUGAGGUCCAGACUACAUCGAAACCUGAAUAUGAUAGAGCAAGUGAAGUUAAAGCUUUUGAUGACACAAAAGCUGGUGUCAAAGGACUUGUGGAUGAUGGAGUUACUGAGGUUCCUCGAAUGUUUCAUCAACCACGGGAUAAGUUUGAGAAAACCUCAGUUCCAGGCGGCACCCAGUUUACUAUUCCUGUUGUAGACCUUGAAGGAGUGAAGGAGAAUCCAAUUACUAGGAAGGAGAUUGUCUGCGAAGUCCGUAAUGCAUCAAAGCAAUGGGGAUUUUUUCAAGUUAUUAACCAUGGAAUUCCAAUGAGUGUUCUAGAGGAGAUGAAGGAUCGUGUACGUAGGUUUUUCGAACAAGAUGCUGAAGUCAAAAAACAGUACUACACUCGUGAUAAUAUGAAAAAAGUGGUCUACAAUUGCAAUUUUGAUCUGCAUACUGCCCCAGCAGCUAACUGGAGAGAUUCUAUUUUUUGCAGCAUGGCUCCUAAUCCUCCUAAGCUGGAAGAGUUGCCUGAACCCUGCGGGGAUAUAAUGGUGGAGUACUCAAGCCAAUUAAUGAGUUUGGGUUGUUUGCUCUUUGAGUUAUUAUCAGAAGCUCUUGGAUUGAAUCCUGACCACCUGCUGAAGCUAGAUUGUGCAAAGGGUCUAGGUCUGCUGUGCCAUUACUAUCCGGCAUGUCCACAGCCAGAAUUGACUCUAGGUGCUAGCAAACAUGCUGACAGUGACUUCCUCACGGUGCUUCUACAAGACCAUAUUGGUGGCCUCCAAGUUCUUCAUGAAAAUCAGUGGGUUGAUGUACCUCCAACUCCUGGGGCUUUGGUAGUUAACAUUGGAGAUCUGUUACAGCUUAUAUCAAAUGACAAUCUUAUAAGCGUGGAGCAUAGAGUGCUGGCGAAUUGUAUAGGACCUAGAAUAUCAGUGGCAUGCUUUUUCAUAACAGCUUUUCAGCCAAACCCAAUAUUAUAUGGACCUAUUAAGGAGUUGUUAUCAGAAGAAAAUCCAGCAAAAUACAGGGAAACUACUGUGAUAGAAUAUCUUAUCCACUUCAAUGAAAAAGGCCUUGAUGGAACUUCUGCCCUGCAACAUUUCAGGCUAUGAAAUAGCCCCGCGAAGACAAAAGGAGCAUUUGCAUAAUCGAUAGUUUGUGAUGGAAUACUUUGGCACUUCUCUGUAAUAUUUCUGAUCAUGUAUAACUAGAAUUAGAAUAUGGAAGUGAUGGUUAUAUAUCCCAUCUAUAAACUUAUGGAAGUGAUGGUUAUAUGUCCUAUCUAUAAACAUAAGUAUUAUUGAUUGUUGAAUUAGUGUCUUUCCGCUUUGGCCAUUGAAACUAUUG
This is a messenger RNA of Durio zibethinus, 1722 nucleotides long. Lineage: Eukaryota; Viridiplantae; Streptophyta; Magnoliopsida; Malvales; Malvaceae. The record is from RefSeq and is a predicted model, not a curated record.